Molecule: messenger RNA, 303 nt
Organism: Funneliformis geosporum
Lineage: Eukaryota; Fungi; Glomeromycota; Glomeromycetes; Glomerales; Glomeraceae
Source: the annotation of a GenBank genome assembly
AUGCCCAUUCUUUCACUAGGUGGAUAUGGAACUCGAAUGGGAGUGAAUCAACCUUAUCACGCAUUACAAUCCACCUAUUCUCCAUAUUUUCAACAGCAAUUAUCCCAUUUCGCAACUCAACAACCACUGUUUGGUACGCAACAAUAUACCAGUUAUACCGCCCAAACGUAUGGUAAUCCGACAAACGGUCAACAAUCCAGUUUGAAUAAUAAUUCUGUAUCACAACCGAAUCUUUCGUACGCAGCACAACCCAUAUUCCCUUAUAAUAACGGUACUAUUAAUAGCGCAAAUGCUACUACUUGA